AUGCAUUGUGGGUUACUGGAGGAACCCGACAUGGAUUCCACAGAGAGCUGGAUUGAAAGAUGUCUCAACGAAAGUGAAAACAAACGUUAUUCUAGCCACACAUCUCUGGGGAAUGUUUCUAAUGAUGAAAAUGAGGAAAAAGAAAAUAAUAGAGCAUCCAAGCCCCACUCCACUCCUGCUACUCUGCAAUGGCUGGAGGAGAACUAUGAGAUUGCAGAAGGGGUCUGCAUCCCUCGCAGUGCCCUCUACAUGCAUUACCUGGAUUUCUGCGAGAAGAAUGACACCCAGCCCGUCAAUGCUGCCAGCUUUGGAAAGAUCAUAAGGCAGCAGUUUCCUCAGUUAACUACCAGAAGACUCGGGACCCGAGGACAGUCCAAGUAUCAUUACUACGGCAUCGCGGUGAAGGAAAGCUCCCAAUAUUAUGAUGUGAUGUAUUCCAAGAAAGGAGCCGCCUGGGUGAGCGAGACGGGCAAGAAGGAAGUGAGCAAACAGACGGUGGCAUAUUCACCCCGGUCCAAACUUGGAACAUUGCUGCCAGAGUUUCCAAAUGUCAAAGAUCUAAAUCUGCCGGCCAGUCUGCCAGAGGAGAAGGUUUCUACCUUUAUUAUGAUGUACAGAACACACUGUCAGAGAAUACUGGACACUGUAAUAAGAGCCAACUUUGAUGAGGUUCAAAGUUUCCUUCUGCACUUUUGGCAAGGAAUGCCGCCCCACAUGCUGCCCGUGCUGGGCUCCUCCACGGUGGUGAACAUCGUCGGCGUGUGUGACUCCAUCCUCUACAAAGCUAUCUCCGGAGUGCUGAUGCCCACCGUGCUGCAGGCAUUACCUGACAGCUUAACUCAGGUGAUCCGAAAGUUUGCCAAACAGCUGGAUGAGUGGCUAAAAGUGGCUCUCCAUGACCUCCCAGAAAAUUUACGAAACAUCAAGUUUGAAUUGUCGAGAAGAUUUUCCCAAAUUCUGAGACGGCAAACAUCACUAAAUCACCUUUGCCAGGCAUCUCGAACAGUGAUCCACAGUGCAGACAUCACAUUCCAAAUGCUGGAAGACUGGAGGAACGUGGACCUCAACAGCAUCACCAAGCAAACCCUUUACACCAUGGAAGACACUCGAGAUGAGCACCGGAAGCUCAUAAUCCAGUUGUAUCAGGAGUUCGACCAUCUCCUGGAGGAGCAGUCUCCCAUCGAGUCCUACAUCGAGUGGCUGGACACCAUGGUGGACCGGUGUGUUGUGAAGGUGGCUGCCAAGAGGCAAGGGUCCCUGAAGAAGGUGGCCCAGCAGUUCCUCUUGAUGUGGUCCUGUUUUGGCACAAGGGUGAUCCGGGACAUGACCUUGCACAGUGCCCCCAGCUUCGGGUCUUUUCACCUAAUUCACUUGAUGUUUGAUGACUAUGUGCUCUACCUGUUAGAAUCCCUGCACUCCCAGGAGCGCGCCAGUGAGCUCAUGCGAGCCAUGAAGGGAGAAGGAAGCACUGCAGAAGUCCGAGAGGAGAUUAUCUUGACGGAGGCUGCCCCACCAACCCCUUCACCAGUGCCAUCGUUUUCUCCAGCAAAAUCUGCCACGUCCGUGGAAGUGCCACCUCCCUCCUCCCCUGUCAGCAACCCAUCCCCUGAGUACACUGGCCUCAGCACUACAGGAGCGAUGCAGUCAUACACGUGGUCUCUAACAUACACAGUGACAACGGCGGCAGGGUCCCCAGCUGAAAACUCCCAACAGCUGCCCUGUAUGAGGAGUACACACGUGCCUUCCUCCUCGGUCACACACAGGAUCCCAGUUUAUCCCCACAGAGACGAGCACGGAUACACGGGAAGCUAUAACUAUGGGAGCUAUGGCAACCAGCAUCCUCCCCCAAUGCAGAGCCAGUACCCGGCCCUCCCACACGACACGGCCAUCUCGGGACCGCUGCACUACUCCCCGUACCACAGGAGCUCCGCACAGUACCCGUUUAAUAGCCCCACUUCCCGGAUGGAGCCUUGUUUGAUGAGCAGUACUCCCAGACUGCAUCCUACCCCAGUCACCCCCCGAUGGCCAGAGGUGCCCACAGCCAACACGUGCUACACAAGCCCGUCUGUGCAUUCCACAAGGUAUGGAAACUCUAGUGACAUGUACACACCCCUGACCACGCGCAGGAAUUCUGAGUAUGAGCACAUGCAACACUUUCCUGGCUUUGCUUACAUCAACGGAGAGGCCUCCACAGGAUGGGCUAAGUGA
Balaenoptera ricei (Rice's whale) is the source of this 2208-nucleotide messenger RNA. RefSeq names its product regulatory factor X4 (gene RFX4). Gene Ontology annotation, biological process: regulation of transcription by RNA polymerase II. Gene Ontology annotation, molecular function: RNA polymerase II cis-regulatory region sequence-specific DNA binding; DNA-binding transcription factor activity, RNA polymerase II-specific. Bases 1 to 2208 code for a protein of 735 amino acids. NCBI's taxonomy places the organism in Eukaryota, Metazoa, Chordata, Mammalia, Artiodactyla, Balaenopteridae. The transcript has 18 exons. The record is from RefSeq and is a predicted model, not a curated record.